Molecule: messenger RNA, 1905 nt
Organism: Lodderomyces theae
Lineage: Eukaryota; Fungi; Ascomycota; Pichiomycetes; Serinales; Debaryomycetaceae
Gene: SAS3
Product: Sas3p
Exons: 1
Coding region: 1-1905 (634 amino acids)
Biological process (GO): regulation of DNA-templated transcription
Molecular function (GO): histone acetyltransferase activity
Source: RefSeq, a predicted model, not a curated record
AUGAUUCAAAAGACUCGCGAGACAGUACAAGAGCCAUUGAAAAAGAAAAUCAAGCAAAGAGUAAAUGUAAACAAGGACAAAGACCAAUUUUUUGUAACCAUCAACUACAAACCCAAGAAGAAGAUAGAGCUACCGUAUAAGGGGGUAUUAGGGUUCCCCGAUUGUAUUAUAAAUGACACCGAUCCUACCAAGGAGGAAAGGGCACAAUUUGAGAAAUUCCGUAUAGAGGGUGUAAAACUACGAAACAAGUUGAAUAACGAAGAUACGCACGAUGGAAGCAGCCAUCCACUACAUCAGCUGGCGACAGAAGUAACAAAAGAGUCAACACCGUCAUCUAUCGCAUUGAAUAAAUCCAAGAUCAAAAAAAUCAUGUUCCGAGAUCACGAAAUAGAAACAUGGUACAUUGCACCAUAUCCAGAAGAGUACUCGCAAUGCGAAACGUUGUACAUUUGUGAAUACUGCUUAAAGUAUAUGAAUUCUCCUAUCUCAUACAAACGACACCAAUUGAAAAACUGCAACUUUACAAAUCAUCAUCCCCCCGGCACUGAGAUUUAUCGAGACGCAAAUGUAUCGGUUUGGGAAGUUGAUGGAAGAAAAAAUAUCAACUAUUGUCAAAAUGUCUGUCUUUUAGCAAAAUUGUUUUUGAACUCAAAGACGCUAUAUUAUGAUGUGGAGCCCUUUGUGUUUUACAUUUUAACUGAAAGGGAUCAAAAGUACCCUUCAAAGCAUCAUUUUGUUGGUUAUUUUUCAAAAGAAAAGUUGAACAAUCUGGAUUACAAUGUCUCAUGUAUAUUAACAUUGCCAAUCUACCAAAGAAAGGGAUAUGGGAAUCUACUUAUUGAUUUCAGCUAUUUGUUAACCAGAAACGAGUUCAAAUACGGCACCCCAGAGAAACCGUUGAGUGACUUGGGGUUGCUUAGUUAUAGAAACUAUUGGAAGGUGACAGUAGCCUACAAGUUACGAGAACUAUACCAGAAAUGCAAUAAUAUGAAUGGGCUCCAUAUAUCACUUGGCGUGUUGUGUAAAAUGACUGGGAUGAUACCAGCAAACGUGGUUGUGGCGUUGGAACAGCUCCACGCUCUAUAUUACAAGCAGGACGCAAAUGAAACAAAAUUUGCAAUUGUGGUAAAAUGGGAGCUUAUAGAUGAAGUCAUAUCCAAAUGGGAAGCCAAAUCGUACACAACGCUAGACUACACGAAACUUAUUUGGAAACCAAUGCUCUUUGGCCCUAGUGGUGGUAUCAAUUCGGCCCCGGCAUUUAUCCAGAAUGGGAAACAAACUACUCCUCACAAUAAUAUUGCACAAGUGUCGGAGUUCUUGAAAGACGAUAUUUAUAACCCGUAUUCGUUCGAGGAAGAAGCUUGGAAAGAAGUCGCUUUAUGUGCAGACACUGCUAAUGAAGAACAAGAGUCGAAUUUUGAGAGUUUUGUUGAAUGCCAGCCGGACAAUAGUCAAGUGAAGUUGAAGCCCAAGAGGCGGUCCAAAGAAGAUGUCGAGGUGGAUUUGGAUGCAGUCGCCGACAUUUUCCAAGAAGAGGACACAUUAGAGUCAAAUGCCGAGGAUGAGUCUAGCUUUGAAGAUGUGGAUUUUGUGGGAGGAGAAGGGGCAGACGAAGACGAAGCAGAAGACGAAGACGAAGAAGAGGAGCCGAACGACGAAAGUCUGGAUGAAGAGUUACCGGUGGACUCUCCAUCGGAGUCGGAUUCUGAUUUCGAUUCUUACGUUGGAAAUAACGUGCACUUUGUGAAUCAGUCUGGUUCGAGAAAAAGAACUUUUCUUAAGAGGAGAACUGUUAAUGUGUUGGAAGGUGAUAAUAGACCGCGAGGUAGGGGACGCCCUAAGGGUACUUUCAAAUUGCCUAGAGGAAAGCAAUCAAAUACCAAACCGUCGUCAAGAAAAAAGUAG